UCCACGUACAAAUAUUUUAAAAAGUAACAAUUCCCCACUCACUUUCUUAUAAAAAACAAGGCUCCUUCACUUGCCAUCAUCACACCAUCACAAUUACCUUUAUAAUCAUCAUCUAGUAAAAUGGCUCCGGCGAAGAAGAUAGUAUUCAAAACAAAGCAUGAAUUGGCGGUGGAGCUGGCCAAAUACACAGCGAAUCUCUCCUCGAAAUUCUGCAAAGAAAGAGGAAUUUUCACCGUUGUUCUCUCCGGCGGCGACCUCAUCUCCUGGCUUUGGAAAUUGUUGGAACCUCCUUAUGCUGAUUCAAUUGAAUGGUCUAAGUGGCACAUUUUUUGGGUCGAUGAGAGGGUUUGUGGUUGGGAUGAUGCCGAUAGCAACUAUAAACUCGCAUACGACGGUUUUCUCUCCAAGGUUCCUAUUCCGGCCGAGAACAUCUAUGCCAUCGACAAAGGGCUCGGAGCUGAAGGCAAUGCCGAGCUCGCAGCCGAACGGUAUGAGGAAUGCCUCAAAGAAAAGGUGAACAAAAACAUAAUCCGAACAUACAAAUCCUCGGGUUUCCCACAAUUUGAUCUCCAGCUUCUAGGAAUGGGACCAGACGGUCACAUGGCGUCUUUGUUCCCGGGACAUGAUCAAAUCAAUGAAAAAGUGAAAUGGGUUACAUUUAUUACCGAUUCACCUAAACCCCCACCAAAAAGGAUCACUUUUACUCUACCGGUUAUCAAUUGUGCUUCAUACAAUGUUAUGGCCGUAUGUGAUAAAGAACAAGCCCAUUCGGUUGCGGCUGCUCUUACUCAUACCAAAGAUGUACCAGCUGGUAGACUAACCGCGGAUGUUGAAGUGGUCUGGUUCCUUGACCAAGCAGCUGCGUCUAAACUCAAAGGCUGGUGCUCUGUCCUUUGAUUUCAACGUUUAUGUGUGUCCAGUUGUAUCGGUUUGGUUUGGCUCGUUUGUAAACCGUGUAUUGCUAUUACUUGUUUAUGCUGUGUACCAUACCAAAUGAUUAAUUUGGUUUACAAGUAUUCUCUUUUGUUUCUAAUAAUAAUUGGUUUCAUAAAUGAGA
This is a messenger RNA of Brassica oleracea var. oleracea, 1057 nucleotides long. Its product is annotated as probable 6-phosphogluconolactonase 2. Lineage: Eukaryota; Viridiplantae; Streptophyta; Magnoliopsida; Brassicales; Brassicaceae. Bases 121 to 897 code for a protein of 258 amino acids. The record is from RefSeq and is a predicted model, not a curated record. Gene Ontology annotation, molecular function: 6-phosphogluconolactonase activity. The transcript has 3 exons. Gene Ontology annotation, biological process: pentose-phosphate shunt; carbohydrate metabolic process.